AUGGCCAAUCAGGUAAGGGUAACGUUCAGGAGUUUAGAUCGUUUUGUGGGUACAGCUGAUUGGAUUACAUCCUUUCCGGACUAUAAAAUUGAACAUCUCUUUAGAUUGAAAUCGUAUCAUUGUCCUCUUCAUCUUGCUUGGUAUCCAUCUCGGUUUAAGAGACGAAAGAGGAGACCUUUUCGUUUCGAGCAUAUGUGGCUUCGGAAUGAUUUAUGUCGACCAAUUGUUGAGAAUUCCUGGGUUGAUUCAAGUAAGGCAGGCUUAAAUAUUGAGGAGAAGUUGGAGAGUGCCCAAUCUAUUGAGAAUGUUGCUAAACAGAGGGAGAUAGAGUUGCAGAUGAAAGAGUUGCUUGCACGAGAGGAGAUUAUAUGGUCUCAACGGUCUAGGGUUCAGUGGUUAUAG
Molecule: messenger RNA, 402 nt
Organism: Jatropha curcas
Lineage: Eukaryota; Viridiplantae; Streptophyta; Magnoliopsida; Malpighiales; Euphorbiaceae
Source: RefSeq, a predicted model, not a curated record